UUUCGUCUUACAGGAUUAAUGAAGUAAUUGUCAGCAGUGUUAGUGUGUAAAAUCUUAGCUACAAUUCACUGUGCUUGCUGUAAUUUACUCAACCAUCAUAACUUAUUGUGGCAAAUGACAGUAUGAAAACUGCAUCAAACAACAUAAAACAUGGAUAAAGUUGGUUUUUGUUUGGACUGGAAACGCUGCAGCAAAGAAGGAGGACGGCUCAGUGUUUAUUUUUUCAUAAGGUAAUUAAUUAAGCUACCAAUGAAUUCAGAAAUGCACAUCAGUGAAACCAACACCGCUGCCUCCACCACCAUCACCACAAGACGGAGCACCAGCAUCGCUAACUGUACUGUCCCAACCGCUACCACCCUACGAACGGUGCAGUGUGGUAAUAAUGGCAAGAGGACAAAAGUGUUGCUUUUCCCUAAGGCCGACUACGCCACUACUCAACGCGCAAUUCAAAAGCGAUCGGUAGCCUAUGAGCAACCGGAGCCUACCAAAAAACUAAAGGUAGAAGUGGAGAGACCAGUACAACAGUCCCAAAACCGAACAGCACACCAGCCAAACAGUUCUACUGGCUUGCCUAUUGACACCUCCUCACGCGAUGAUCUAGCCGAUUUGGAUAGCGCGUUGUACUCGCCGCUAGAAUACAUUGUCCAAAAAGUUAUGGGAGAUCGCACCGAAGACACCAUCACGGACCCCCUCUCCAAUCCUUGCCCCGUCCCUGUUUCGAUUGCUUCUGACCGUUCCACAACAUUCGAGGCAACCACCCUCCGUCCCAUCUGGGUGCAGUCACCAUCACCACCGCUAUCACCACAUUUUGUAUCACUAACAGAAUCGUCGAUUCAGCCGUUGGAACGACCUCUUGCUGCAGGAGUCGUAGAUCCCAAUGCCGUUCGAGCUCCUACCGAUGUGCUGCAGCUGAUAGCCGAGCUAUCAGCCACUAUGAAUCGUCGCUUCGACGAGCUAGCCGCGCAAAUAGAGUCCCUACAUAAAGGAGUUUCCGUCGUCCGGCGGACCGCGUUGAUUACGGAGGCUGUGCUAAAUCGGUUUCAGAAUGCGGCAUGUCCUAAUUUGGACGGAAGUGCUCCUCCCAUCCCGGAGGGCUUCAUGGUGCAGCCCAUACGAUCGGAGGAGGAGCUCAACGCCAUGGAGCAGAAGUUGGGCGAAAAGCUGUACAUGGAAGACUGCGUGGGUUGGCUACAAAAAAAGCUGGUGAGUUCGCUCAUGAACAAAAGGCUCAUGAAAGUGAAGUACCUGGUGUUCGAUGCGACUUUCGCUAAGAAUUGCCGGUGGUCUGCACGGAAUAAUAAAAUUGCGUUGUCGUCUUUUCCUAACGUGUGUGAGCUGUUCCGGAGAGCUGCAUCCACAUCAACAGCCUCCGUUACACCAUCAGACGUAAGUGAUUUUUUUACACGUGUAUUGCGUUAUGUAAAGUAAUCCGGUAGGCUUUAUUUAGUUUGUUUAGUAUAGAUGUGCUAGUAGUUAAGUUAGGUAAAAGUGUAUUAAUAUACAGUUUGUUGCAUAUGAGACACUUUAAUUUUAUAAAUUUUCUAUUAAUUAAGCUUCUCUUCAUGAGCGAUUGCUUCAAUUAUUCCAUUGUGUGAUCAGGUCAAAAGGUUUUUUUAAACAACACCCACAGUCUGAUGACAGCGCCACAGUAGGUUUGCAAAAUUCACUUAGUCGGUUGCAACACUCUCCUAUUUCAUUGCAAAUUUCCACAGUAUGCUUGCAACAUUCUUCUACCAAUUUGCAAUAUUCCCCUCAGCGGUCGACGGUCGGCAAACUUAGCGUCCGAAAUAGCCAAAUUAUUCAAAAAAGUUUUGUCUAUGUUCUAUGAAAAAUUUUAACGGGUAAGAGCCACCACCUCGAUAUUAAAGAGCCGCAUGCAGCUUGCAAGCCUUAUUUUGCCUAAUCCUGCCCUAAGUGAUUGAACUAUUCGCUUAUAUGAUUCGAACCCCUGUAAAUUGAUGUUACAGUCACAGCCCGUUGCAAAAAUGUAGAGAUCUUUUCAAGCUAGAAUUUUUAUACUAUUAGAUUGCUAUAUAAUAUUGCUGAGCAUCGAUUUGGUUUUUAAAGAGAAAGAUUAUCAUGAAUGGUAUGUCAUAUUUUGGCCUAAUUAUUUUAAAAUCAUAAUUUGAAGUUCAAUUAUUGAUGGUACACCUAUGAUUGAAGAAACAAAACCACCACCUUAGAGAGCAUAAUUGAGUUUAAUUUCCCCUGUAGCUAUAUUAUUUCAGUUAUUCGAUCAGAAAAUCAAGCAGUUGAAUGAAAAUUAUACCACACAACUCCUCGAUUGCAAAGAAACACUAAACAAAUACAAUACCAAAAAAAGCAUCGGAAAAUCAAAAAAAUCACAAAACAUGACAGGAGGAGUAGUACAAAAGGAAGAGUAGUAGAAAUAGAAAAGAUAGACGAACGAAUGAUAUAAUUGCUGGCCUAUUUUGUGGAAUCAUUGGAUGCCCGAGAAUAUUGAAAAAAUAAAAUAUAAUAAUAACUGUUGAUUUGAACCAACGCAAGAUGAUUCACGUGAGAACUAGAUUUAAUGAUGAAAACGCAGAACGAAUUUUAUAGCAAAUAGAAAGAGAAUUAUGCUGCCAAAAUUAGGAAUAAAGAAAACUCUCUUCCGUUACUGCAUCCAA
Molecule: messenger RNA, 2630 nt
Organism: Anopheles arabiensis
Lineage: Eukaryota; Metazoa; Arthropoda; Insecta; Diptera; Culicidae
Exons: 2
Coding region: 250-1428 (392 amino acids)
Source: RefSeq, a predicted model, not a curated record